AUGGCCGCGGGCGUCCUCGCGUUCCUCCGGCGCCCGCCGCCCGCGCGGUCCGCGACGGCGCGGCUCCGGCUCCGGACGACGUCCUUGGAAUACGACCUGUCGCGCGCCGCUUUGAUGGACUCGGGCGACGCGCCGACGACGGUGUCCCGGAGCCGCGCGGACCGGUCCCAGCUCUACGACGACCGCGAGCUCGGCGCGCCCCUGCCCGCGCCGCUCGCGCGGGCCGUCGGCGAGGCCCUCGGCCGCGGCCAAGCGAAGAAGAAGAAGGGCAAGAAGCGCGCGCCGGCCGACGCCGCCGCCGCGCCCGUGUCCCUGAAAGCGCCCGCGCGGAGCGACGACAUCUUCGAGGACGCGGGCGCCGACUACGCCCCCGGCCUCGCGACGCGGUCCGGCGACGGCGACGGCCGCUCGCUCCGCGAGCGCGCCGAGGCGUCGCGCCGCGCCGCGGCCAUGGUCGACGACGACGACGACGGCGCCGCCGAGGCGGCGCCCGCGGCCGCGCCCCCCGCGCGGCCCGCGAAGACCGACGACGGCGACGACGACGACGACUUCGACGCCGCGGCCGCGCCGCCCGAGCAACAGCAGUCGGCCGUGCGUCCGACGCCCGCGGGCGGCAACCGGCGCGAGCGGCGCAAGGCCAAGGCCAAGACCGGCGGCGUCGUCCACCGCGACCCCAUCAUGGGCACGGCCACGGUCGCCGCGCCCAAGCUGUCGCGCAACUUCGACGGCACGGACGGCGGCUACGGCGAGGCGACGCUCUACGACUCCGACGACGAGACCUACGCCAUGACCAAGAAGCGCGAGGCCGCCGCGGACCACGAGGCCGCCGCGUACCGGUCCAAGAAGAAGAAGAAGACCGCCGGGAGCGACGACGAUUAA
Aureococcus anophagefferens is the source of this 879-nucleotide messenger RNA. RefSeq lists its product as hypothetical. The record is from RefSeq and is a predicted model, not a curated record. The transcript has a single exon. NCBI's taxonomy places the organism in Eukaryota, Pelagophyceae, Pelagomonadales, Pelagomonadaceae. Bases 1 to 879 code for a protein of 292 amino acids.